AUGCUUUACUACAAGGUCAACGUGCUGAUAACAACCAUUGCCCCACUUUUUGGCCUUUCUGGAUCGGCAACGGUCUCUUCUACUGCUUUCCAAACCAUCAAUGGGAUCGGCGCAAGUGGUGCAUGGUGGCCUCUCGACAUCUACAGCUUUUCCGACGAGGUCAAGAAUAACGUCUCUGAAUUACUGUUUGGGAGAGAGGCUCUUUCGAUGACAUCAUAUCGCUAUAACAUUGGCGGAGGCGGUGUGCACGUUGGGACAAUUGGUCGUGCACCUGAAACAAUGUACAUCUCUCCUGGAGUGUAUAACUGGAGCGCAGAUCCGCAAGGGUCCUACUUUUUGCGUGCCGCAUCUGACCACGGCGUAGCAAUCUUGACGGCGUUCGUCAACUCGGCCCCGCCUGCUUUCACUUCGAACAAUCGCAGUUGCGGAGGCACGUUGGUCAAUGCCUCAAUACCGAAUUAUGCCACGUACAUCGUUGAUAUCGUCCAUCACUGGCGCGAAGAAGGCGUGCACAUCAACUUUAUCUCGCCGAUGAACGAGCCCGAUAAUGGAUUCAAUAGCGGUGACGAACUAUGUGGUCAGGAAGGGAUGAUUGUGGAACCAAAUCAGCGCGCAGCAGUUGUUACAACUCUACGUCGCACUCUCGAUGCAGCUGGGCUGAAAGAGGUCGGAAUAAUGGCAGACGAAUCUAGCAGCUACGGCACUUUUACCGCGGAUGCACCUUCCUGGUUGUCUUCAGCAGGACCAAGCCUAUCCGCUGUCAGCCACCACCAGUACGGUUUCGCCAAUAACGCGCAGGAUAUGGCUCUUGGCCAGACCGCCCGCAAUCUCUCGGGUGGUGUUCCUAGCUGGUUCAGUGAAAUCUGUUGUUUUGUAGCAAGAGAUGAGUCCCAACCGUUCGGCGCGUUGAAUUACGGAGGACGAUAUGAUCCAACAAUAGUGUCUGCUUUACAGACAGGCGGCCUCGUAUAUCAAGCAUUCACUCAAGCCCAGGACGAGCAUUUUGACUGGUGGCUUUCAGCAAGUAGUGGCCUUGGAUGUGACCCCCUGAGUGACGUAUCAUGCCCGUAUGAAAUCAACGCGGAUGGUUGGAAUGAUGGUCUUAUCUACUACGACAGCAAUUUUGCCACAAAUUCCAACUUCGGUGUAUAUCUGACCAAGCGCUAUUUCCUCUUCAAACAUUUCACCUGGUUCAUUCCGCCUGGCGCCGUGAGGCACGCUGUUUCCGGACUGCCAAGUACUGUCAACGCUCUCGCUUUUACCCUACCGUCAGGGGAAUUCAAGUGGACUAUCAUUGCAAUGAAUCUUUCUAACAGCACAACCGCGUUCGAGAUCAUCUUACCUGAAGCCUUGGUGGCAAGUAGAGCUUUCAGAACAUCUGCGUUGGAGGAUUGGGUGAGAGUUGACGACAUGGUAGCGGUAAGCGGGGCCAUAUUGAGCGUUCACUUAGCUGAGCUUAGUAUCACGAGUGUAGUUCUCUUGUAA
Molecule: messenger RNA, 1485 nt
Organism: Heterobasidion irregulare TC 32-1
Lineage: Eukaryota; Fungi; Basidiomycota; Agaricomycetes; Russulales; Bondarzewiaceae
Product: glycoside hydrolase family 5 protein
Exons: 7
Coding region: 1-1485 (494 amino acids)
Molecular function (GO): hydrolase activity, hydrolyzing O-glycosyl compounds
Source: RefSeq, a predicted model, not a curated record